This is a messenger RNA of Bombus pyrosoma, 1566 nucleotides long. Its product is annotated as coilin. Gene Ontology annotation, cellular component: Cajal body. Gene Ontology annotation, biological process: spliceosomal snRNP assembly. Lineage: Eukaryota; Metazoa; Arthropoda; Insecta; Hymenoptera; Apidae. The coding region runs from base 214 to 1506 and encodes 430 amino acids. The record is from RefSeq and is a predicted model, not a curated record. The transcript is spliced from 5 exons. Gene Ontology annotation, molecular function: U1 snRNA binding; U2 snRNA binding.
UUUAUAUAACGGUUAAAUUAUUACUUUACCUCUACAAUAUUUUUAAAUGCAAUAAAAAACCUAAAUUCAUUACUGCGCAUAUACAUCUGAUUUAUUUUUUAAUAAUUUUCGGUACGCGUUUAAAUACACAUGAGUAUACGUUUACGCGUACAUACGUAACCGACACAGUGAAAGCAUAACGUUAACAGUGAAAGCAUAACCUUAAAAGAAAAUAUGAACCGGACAAAUUUCCGUAUUAAACUCGAUUUGUGCAAAUACCAUAAAGAUCUGCAUCGUUUUUGUUGGAUUUUUAUUGAUUCUACUAAAAUGGCAGAUAUAAAGGAUAUAAAAGAUCAUAUUAAAGGACUGUUCCGCAUUAAUGAGCCAUUUGAUUUGUUUCUAAAUGAAGUUGAAUAUUUACCACCUAACGAGGACGUACGGAUUUUGAAGGAGAAUGAAACAGUUUUGGUUUUACCCAAGUCUCAACUAAGCCAUAUUCAACUAAGCAGUACUCAACUGACAAAUCAGCUUCAUUUAUCCGUAAGCACCCCAAUUUCAUCAGUAGAGACAAGUAAACAAGAAAAUAGUUCUGCACAUUCGGAACAAAUUGAAUCAACAUCGAUAAAUUCUUCGACAUCUCCAAAAGAACCACCUCAAAAAGAGCAGUUGCCGAUUAAUUCUCCUGCUGCAAAGUCAAGCCCUAUGCAACAGGAAUGUGUGGCUGAUACAAUAGACAAAUCCCAAGAUACUAAAGAAAAUAGAGAAGUUCCUUAUGUAUGUGCAAGGAGAAAACGUGCACGAAGACGGAGAAGCUCGAAACUUGAGCAACCACUGUCAAACGAAGAAGACAAAUCUAGUAAAGCUUAUGUUAUAAAUACUAAAGUUGUCCCUCUUGGUAAACAUAUUCGUUUUGAUAACGUAGAUGACAAAAUUUGUCUAGAAAAUCCAGGUACACGUCCAGAAACGAUAAGAGGAGCCCAUACUACUAUAUCACCUGUUCAUGAACUUACAAAUUUAUUAUCAAUGGUUAAUAAUUCUACUCCACCUACCUUUGAGAAUAACAGGGCAAAGAACACGGUGAAUGCAAAGUAUCUAAGCAAUGAAGUAAAUGGAGUCAAUGCAUCUCUUGCAAAUGUCAGUGAAAGUAUAGCUUCAAAUAAGAAAUUAGGAGAAUCAAAAGAUUUUUUGAAUGCAGAUUUUGAAACAUAUCCAGUUAUGACAACAAAACCAAAAAUUAAUAAUAUUAUAGCAUUUAAGAUGCUCAAAAUUGGCUCAGAUUUUACACCACAAGUAUCAAACUUUAUAGUUGCAGAAGUUGUAUCUUGUAGUCCAGAAAAAUCACUAUACAUCUUUAAAAUAUUACAAGGCUUGUCAGAAGUGCAAGUGCCCGUUGGAAAAUUUAACUGUAUGGAAGAGUCAGAGGAACGUGCAAUAAAUGAUACAAUUAAAUUAAAUUAUGCACAAAUAAUGAAACCUAGACUAGUAUCUGUGUCAAACACUAGAUAUUCGUUUCCGUCGAUUUCCUGAUCACUUAGUUAAUAAUUUCAUAUACUUUUUUAUAUAUUUUAAACUAAAUAUUUUUGUGAA